Anopheles stephensi (Asian malaria mosquito) is the source of this 8587-nucleotide messenger RNA. It is a transcript of the gene msps, whose product is annotated as protein mini spindles. The record is from RefSeq and is a predicted model, not a curated record. Gene Ontology annotation, molecular function: microtubule plus end polymerase activity; microtubule plus-end binding. Gene Ontology annotation, cellular component: kinetochore; centrosome; spindle pole. Gene Ontology annotation, biological process: establishment or maintenance of microtubule cytoskeleton polarity; mitotic spindle organization; microtubule polymerization. Lineage: Eukaryota; Metazoa; Arthropoda; Insecta; Diptera; Culicidae. The coding region runs from base 632 to 7027 and encodes 2131 amino acids. The transcript is spliced from 8 exons.
AACCGUUUCAUCCGCUCCGUACUGGCUGGCUGUCUGCCUGCUGUUUGAAGAAAACGGCACACACACACUGCGAACUAACGAACAAAAAAAAAAAAAAGUGCUACAGAUCGCGCAGUGCGUGUACGUUUGUUCGCGCUGAUUGUUUCCGUUUUUAUUGUCGUUUGUGUUUUGUUGUUGUGUUUUGGAAAGCAUUUAUCGAACAAAAAAACACCCUAACCAGAGUGGUGGUUUUCCACUUUCGCGCUAAACCUACGCCAUUCUGCGCUGUCCGUUCGGCCAGUCGAAGCGACAGCAGCCGUCGAACGCCAUUGUGUGUGUCCGGAUCGCGUAAACCCUUCGAGGAUACGUUGCUGCAGAUUGCAGCAAAGGACGCUGUUAGAGUAUUGUCCAAUGAAUCAUCCUGCGACCGGAACUAUCGGGCUCACCUUGUAAUUAAACCCAGCAGGUGGGGACAAGAGGACCCGCCAUCGCCAGCUGUACGUGUAACUCUGGGUUUAUAGUGCGAGUUUGCGAGUGGCCGGGGUGUGCGACCGAAGGAAAGAAGGUCCCGCUGCGAAAGCUGCGAAAGGGAAAUAAUUUAGAUAAAUUAAUAACUUCCCCGAACCGAGCAGCGUUCGAACCAUAAGCAAGCAUGGAGGAGGACACGGAAUACAAGAAGCUACCGAUCGAUGAACGCUGCGUGCACAAGCUGUGGAAGGCCCGCGUCGAUGGGUACGAGGAGGCGGCCAAACUGUUCCGCACCAUCGACGACGAAAAGUCCCCCGAGUGGAAUAAGUAUCUCGGGCUGAUCAAGAAGUUCGUCAUCGACAGCAAUGCGGUCGCACAGGAGAAGGGCCUCGAGACGGCGCUCGUGUUCGUCGAGAACAGUGGCAACGCGGGCAAAACGGUCGGCGAGGUGAUGGGGGGCAUCGUGACGAAAUGCAUCGGUGCACCGAAAACCAAAACAAAAGAGCUGGCGGUGCAAAUUACCCUCAUGUACGUGGAGAUCGAAAGGCAGGAAACCGUGCUGGAGGAGUUGCUGAAGGGUACGGAGCAAAAGAAUCCCAAAAUAGUGGCGGCCUGCGUCAGUGCGAUUACGCUCGCGCUGCGCGAGUUUGGCAACAAGGUAGUGAACAUCAAACCGAUCGUGAAACGGCUGCCCGCCCUGCUAAGCGAUCGCGAUAAGACGGUGCGCGACGAAUCGAAGGCACUUACCGUGGAGAUCUAUCGGUGGAUCGGGGCAGCGUUCAAGUCGCAAAUUGCGUCCCUGCCCGCCGUGCUGUUGGCCGAGCUGGAAACGGAAUUUGAAAAAAUUGGCAAUGAGAAGGCCACUCCGGUACGGUACCUGCGGUCGCAGCAGGAGAAACAGCUACAGAUUGCGGCCUCGGUCGCCGAUGGGGCCGAGGGUGAGGAUGAUGGUGAUGGGGUGGAAGGUGGCGGUGAUGCGGGGGAUGAGAUUGAUCCGCUGGAUUUGAUCGAUCCGGUCGAUAUACUGUCGAAGCUGCCGAAAGACUUCUACGACAAGCUGGAGGCGAAGAAGUGGCAGGAGCGGAAGGAAUCUCUGGAAGCGUUGGAAACGCUGCUACAGAACCCGAAGCUACAGCCGGGCGACUAUGGCGAUGUGGUGCGUGCGCUGAAGAAAGUGAUCACGAAGGACACGAACGUGGUGCUGGUGGCGCUGGGUGGCAAAUGUUUGGCCAUGCUGGCGAAAGGGCUGGCCAAGAAGUUCAACACGUACGCGGGGGCUUGCGUUCCAGCGAUACUCGAGAAGUUUAAGGAGAAAAAAACGAACGUUGUAACGGCGCUGCGGGAUGCGAUCGACGCAAUCUACCCUUCUACCACGCUGGAAGCCAUCCUGGAGGAUGUGCUCGAAGCGCUGGGCAACAAAAAUCCAAGCGUCAAGAUGGAAACCGCCUCCUUCCUGGCUCGAUCGUUCACCAAAACCCUACCGACGGCCCUGUCCAAGAAAAUCCUGAAACCGUUAAUAGCGGCACUGCUGAAAACGCUAAACGAGCCCGAUCCGGCGGUAAGAGAUGCGGCGGCCGACGCAAUCGGAACCGCGAUGAAGCUGGUAGGCGAGAAAACGAUUGGCCCUUACCUAACCGAGGUGGACGCACUGAAGAUGGCCAAAAUAAAGGAAUGCUGCGAGCGUGCGGUCAUAACGGUAAAGAUUCCGGCCGCUCGCAAGGAACGCCCGGCAACGGCACCGGCGAAAGCGGUUACGACGGUCAUUAAGAAGGCACCGUCCGAGACGAAGGUUGGUUCCGCCGCCGGUGGAGCGCAACGGCCAGCAACGGCAGCGACCGUCGUUAAGAAGGUGGUGUCCGGUGGUGGCCUAAAGAAAAGCGCUACCGGUGGCUCGCUCGGUGGCGGAGGAAGGACGGGUGCAUCGGGGGCGAAAGCGGGCGCUUCCGCAUCGGCCCCAAACACGGAGAAAGAUCUCUCGCAGGAAGAAAUCGAUGAGCGGGCGGGUGAAAUACUUCCACCGGACGCUAUCGGUGGAUUGGUGGAUGCGAACUGGAAAACGCGUCUCAGUGCGGUGGAAUCGUUUGGCGCGGCCAUCGCCGGGCUGGAAUCAAAACCCGGCCUGUCGCAGACCCUCCUACGAUCGUUGGGAAAGAAGCCCGGCUUUAAGGAUACCAACUUUCAGGUGUUGAAGGGAAAGCUCGACACGGCACGAACGGUAGUGGAACGUUUCGGCAUCACCACCACCACGGCCGAUUACCUGCUGACGGAUGUGACGGAAAAGCUGGGUGACGCGAAAAAUGGUUCCGCUGCCGCUGCUUUGCUGACCGCGAUUGCGGACGGUGGCGCCCGGCUGGACUACACCGUGCAGCGCGCGAUGGAGUUUGCUUUCGAGCAGCAAAAAUCGCCCAAAGUGCAGCAGGAGGUGCUCGUGUGGGUAGCGACGGCACUGCGCGAGUUCGGCUUCCAGGUCGAGCCGAAAGGUCUGCUGGAAAGUGCUCGAAAGGCGGUGCAGAGCAUAAAUCCGGCCGUGCGUACCGCCGGCAUCGGACUGCUCGGCACGAUGUACCUUUUCAUGGGCCAGCCGUUGACGAUGUUUUUCGACGGCGAAAAACCCGCCCUAAAGCAACAAAUAAUGGCCGAGUUUGAGCGAUGCGCAGGACAAAAGCCACCACCACCGACACGGGGAGCAAUCGCGAAAGGGUCCGGUGGGGGAGAUGACGACGGCGACGACGAGGAGGGAGGCCAGGGAGCAGCGGCCGAGGAGGAUAGUGCACCGAUACUGCUAACCGAUCUGCUGCCGCGAAUUGACAUUUCGGGACAAAUCACGGAAGCGCUGCUAACCGAGCUGUCGGACAAGAAUUGGAAGACGCGAAACGAAGGCUUGGUGCGGCUGCAGACAAUCGUUGCCGAAGCGAAGCUCAUUAAACCCACGCUUGGGGAUUUGCCCCAGGUGCUUGCGCAGCGGUUGGUCGACAGCAACGCGAAGAUAGCGCAAACAUCGGUCGAAAUUUGCCAGCAGAUUGCCGUUGCGAUGGGUCCCCCGUGCCGGCAGUACGUGCGUGCGUUCUUUCCCGGCUUUCUGAAAGGGCUCGGCGACAGCAAAAGCUUCAUCCGAAGCGCCUGUCUCACGUGCAUCAACACGUGGGGCGAGCAGGCCGGUUACAAGGAUUUCUUCGACGGUGAGAUGAUUGCCGAUGCGCUCAAGACCGGCAGUCCGGCGCUGCGAACCGAGCUUUACGCCUGGCUGGCGGAGAAGCUACCCAGCAUGCCAACGAGAAGCAUCCCAAAGGACGAGCUGCUGGCCAUACUGCCCCAUCUGUACACGCACAUUACCGACCGUAGUGCGGACGUGCGCAAGAACGCUAACGAUGCCAUCCUCGGCGUGAUGAUUCACAUGGGGUACGACGCGAUGGUGAAAGCGCUGGACAAGCAGAAGCCGAUCUCGAAGAAGGACAUACAGGCGGCACUCGACAAGGCGCGGCCCAAUCUCCCCGUGAAGCAGCUGCCACCUGCGAAGGCUGCCCCGGCACCGGAGGAAGCGGCGGCUCCAGGCAAGGGAGGAGGGCUUAAGCUGAAGGCACCAAAAUCGGCCGGUGCUGGUGGUGGUGGUACAGCAGCUGCCGGUGGGCGCAUCGGAACAGGUUCGGCCGGUUCCGACAAGUCCGGUGGUGGUGGUGGUGGUGGGUCGGGUGUUGGUAGCGCCGGCAGUGCUGCUGGAGGCAGCUCGUCCCGCAAGAAGGAAGAAGAUGCCGACUCGUUGGCACCCCUGCUCGCGGUGAACGGGCUCAAAAAGCAACGGUUCGUAGACGAGCAGAAGCUGAAGGUCUUGAAAUGGACGUUCACCACGCCCCGGGAGGAGUUCUACGAGCUGCUCAAGGAGCAGAUGCAGUCGGCCAACGUAAACAAAGCGCUCAUGGUGAACAUGUUUCACGAAGACUUCCGCUACCAUCUGAAGGUGAUCGAUGCGCUGAUGGAGGAUUUGGCCACGAACGAGGAAGCACUCAUCUGCAACCUCGACCUGGUGAUGAAGUGGCUCUCGCUUCGCUUCUACGACACAAAUCCCUCCGUGCUGCUGAAAGGCUUGGAGUACCUGAACCAGGUAUUUCAGCGGCUCGUCGACCGGCAGUACAUGCUGGCGGACAUCGAGGGUAGCUCGUUCGUGCCGCACCUGCUCAUCAAGAUCGGCGACCCGAAGGACGUCGUCCGGAACGGUGUGCGCACGCUGCUGCGGCAGAUCUGUCUGCUGUACCCCUUCUCGAAGGUGUUCGUGUUCAUAAUGGACGCGCUCAAGUCGAAAAAUGCUCGCCAGCGGGCGGAGUGUUUGGACGAGCUGGGGUAUCUGAUCGAAACGUACGGGCUGACCGUGUGCCAACCGUCGCAGCCGGUUGCGCUGAAGGAGAUUGCGCGCCACAUAUCCGACCGGGACAAUGCGGUGCGGAACGCGGCACUGAACGCGGUGGUGCAGGCUUACUUUCUAACCGGCGAGAAGAUUUACAAGCUGAUCGGUCAGCUCUCGGACAAGGAUCUUUCGAUGCUGGACGAGCGUAUCAAGCGGUCGAAGAAGGCGUCCGUAGUGCCGGCAAAGAAAGUGCCGACGGGUGUGCCGGGAUCGAAUCUUGCCGACGCUACCGUUGUGGCGAAGGAAAGCAUGGUGCCGAUGGUGGGCGUGCAGGAGCUACAGCCGGCAGGCGAAGUGGGUGGUGGUGCGGAUGACGCUAUGGAUGAGGACGAUACACUGGUACCGGGGCAUGCGGACGCCGUGGCCGUACCGAUGAAAAUCAUUGUACCCGAGCCUCCACAGCCGCGCGCGGUGAAGGGCCCGUUCAAGCUGGACGAGCACGUGAUAGCGGACAUCGAGCGGAACUGGGUGAAGGCCGACGAUCUCGGCAAAACCGUCCUCAGCCCGAUGGAUGAUGCCUUCAUCUACGACGAGCUGUCCGUGAUUGCGGUGAACGGUGUGUCCUAUCCGGAGGAGAAAUUCCGGCAGCUCACCCAACGCAACAUGCUGCUAUCAGCGGCUGGCGGUGGACCGGGCGAAUCGCCCGUUCAUCAGCGUCCCCCGACGGCGACAAUUACGACAGUGCCGGUGGCGGCCAGUCUUCGACCCUCGCUAGAUGGCAGUGGGCUGAUUUCGAAACCGAAACCAGCGCCUCCUGUCGGACCAAGCCCUACCGAUGCUCUCCCAAAGAUGGAUCAGAACUUGGUACGCAUCAUUCGCGGAAUCGGCAACACGGACAGUUACGCUGCACAUGCCGCCUUAAACGAGCUAACCGAUAUCAUGCAAUCGCCGGAGAAGCAGGCUGUGCUGCGAGGAUACGAGGAAAUGUACAUACAGCACGUCCUGCAGCAGUUUAAGAACAUCCAGCAAAAGCCGAUAGCAGAAUCGAUGAACAUAUAUCAACCGCUGCUCCACAGCAUCUUCAUGUUCUUUGCCUCGAAAUCGCUCGGCAAGCAUCUGUCGAUCGUGUCGAUUAAAAACAUCAUCUCCGUGCUGCUGGGCCUGAUGGCCGACAACCGGCUGGUGACCGGCAUCGAUGACGCACAGUUCGUCAAGGUGGUGAACGGCAUCUGUCUCAAGAUACUCGACCGGACCAACUUCACCUACAUGAACUGUGCGCUGAUCCGCCUGCUGAAGGAAUCCUGCCAGACCAGCUGCUUGCCAAAGUUUACCGACCUGCAGAUGAAGUGCAUCUGGCGCAACGUGAAGGUCAUACCGGACCGGUUGCCGGAGCUGGACUACGAGGCGGUGCUGCUGGAGGUGCACGAGUUUAUGCUGGCCCUUCCGUCGACCUGGUGGCAAACGCGACCGUCCGAUAUGCCGCUGCGCACGGUCAAAACGAUCAUACACAACAUGACGAAGAUUAAGGGGAACGCGAUACUGCAGCAUCUGAAUACGAUACCGACCCGGUCGGAGCUACACUCGUACGUGCUGCGCAUUCUGAAGAACAUCAACAAGGACGCGUCUGGUGCGGCGGCGGCGCUGGUGGCGGCUGGCGAUGGUGAAUCGGGCGCUGGUUGCUUACGGCCAGGAACGGCGGCGGGUGGCAUGAUCGGUACCGCCCAGAACAAUGCACUUAACAGCGACAAUAACAAUCAUGGCGUUACGCGCACGAGCAUGAUCGGUGGUGGGGAAGGGGAUGGCGUUGGGCCGGUGGUUGGUUCCGAGUACCAGAAGUACAUAGCUAUCAAUGCGAGCGUUGAAAGCGGCGUCGACGGUAGUAAAGGUGGUCCAGAAAACAAACAAAAUCCCGAGUUUUGGAUGGCGCGAUUAAAUUAUCUAACGAAAAAGACUACCGCCGGUACACCAAAUCGCGGAAGCGUGUUGGGUGCCACCGGCACACAGCUGUCGAUGGACGGGACGGGAACGACGAUGACCGUGCCUGGUGGCAUUAUUACGGACGAGAAUCUGAAUCUGAAUCAAAUGCAGGGCAGCAAGUUCAGCAUUCGGCGCGGGCUGGAUGGGACGGGGUUGGGACACGAGACCACCACCCUUACGGGAACGCCCGUCGGUGGCGGCAUGACGUCACAGCGUCGCGAGCUGCUGCAGCAAAAGCUGGAACAGCUCAAGCAACACAAGUGAACUCUCGCGCGGGUUUGGUGUGUGUGUGUGUGUGUGUCAGUAUAAUCGAACCGACAGAGGAGUGGGGCGGUGGGGCAAUACACACGUGUUUCGUUAGGAAGUACUACAGGUCAAACGUGAACCGCCCUACACGACGCCAUUUUUGUGUGUUAUAUUCAGCAAACAGGUAUUAAAUCUCUGAGGUUGUGGACACACACACACGCAUCUAGCGCAGAAACGGAAAUACUCAUCCAAUUGUGCUCCUCAACCCCCCCCCCCCCACUCCCUCCCUCCCUCCCGCUAGCGCACAAGUGAUGAUCCGAGGCCACACGGUAGCAUCAAAGAUGCAUUUCCCGCCCCCCUGAAAAGGCAAAAAGAAAGUAUUCCCCAUUUUGUUGACUGGGUUUUACGACUGAAUGAUCAAAGGUGUGUACGUGUGUAGGUGUGUGUGUGUGUUGUUAGGUUUGUGCCACCCCCCCCUACUAACAAAUCACUUUGGCUGAGUAACCAUGUGCUUCUUGUAUUUUGGCCGCCAGCCUGUUUAGUUCUGUUUGGAGCGCGCAACCACACACACACACCCGUACACAUAAGCAGCAAGCAAACACAAGCACGGAUUGUUUUUUUUAUAAAUGUAAGGUCCAUUUUUUUACCCACUUCACAGGUUAAUUGCGUUAGGUUACUUUGAAAAGCAGCGUUUUUAACUUAUUGUUAGGUGUAAUACAUUCGCAGCAGCGCUCCGGUGGGGCACCUCGUGUUCCCAGCAGUUUGUUGGUCUAUGUUUUAUUUCUCGGCCUUCUCGGAAACGAACGUUGCAAAUACCCGUACCUUGUUUUUUUAUCGAAUAAUUACACAAUACUACUGUUACUACGACACUACUACUAUUGCUACUACUACAUCAUCAUCAUCAUCAUCCGUUUUAACGGAGUAAAAAAGACUUGCAGAUUAUACACACACACACACACACACAUACAAUACACUACUUAAGCCUCUCACCUUCUAGCAGACGAAAAUUGUAUUAGUAAAACUCAUGUGGUAAAAGCUGUGGAGAUAUACAUAUACACCAAACCAAGCAACCAUGUUAAAGCCCGCUUGCGUAGGGAUUUGUUACGUUCCGUUUGUACCGUUUAUACCCACACACACACGUUUAUGCAUACGCUCCGCUCUCCAUGACCUACUAUUAUUGCACACGUUAAUAGGUAAUACAUUCGCCACGCAGUUGCUAUGCUUGUAAAGGCCGGUUUCGUUUUGGUUAUUGUUUCGUCAGUAGAGCGACACAUGGCAGAUAGGAAAAUGAGCAGCGGCAGUUUGGUCCGCUCGGUACUGUGUAUAAAGGAGACGUUUGUUUUUGCACCAAAAUUUGUCGAAUUCCUGUGUUGUGAUUGUGUGAGCGAAAUCAAUUACAUUAAAGAAAAACAAAACAAAAAAACAUUGUCUCUCUGUGUUAGGAGAACAGAACCGAGAGGCGUAAGUAUUGACCGACGGUAGCAUUCAACACACAAUCGUACUCAGUCUCACAACCAAGAAUUGCUUAACCUGAUGAAAAUAAAAAACAAAACAAAAACUAUAUUUGAAUAAUAUCAA